Messenger RNA from Epinephelus fuscoguttatus (brown-marbled grouper), 2819 nucleotides. RefSeq lists its product as uncharacterized. NCBI's taxonomy places the organism in Eukaryota, Metazoa, Chordata, Actinopteri, Perciformes, Serranidae. The record is from RefSeq and is a predicted model, not a curated record. The transcript has 4 exons. The coding region runs from base 509 to 2401 and encodes 630 amino acids.
CCUCGCGCCAAAUCCAUCCCUCACAAUUGUCUGAGAGAGAGAUAUUAAGAAAGAGAGGGAGAAGGAGGGAGGGAGAGAGAGACCUCGACUGAGACGCGCAAAGGAGCGAGAGAGACAGACAGUGAGAGAGAGACCUCCACACACACUCUCUCUCACACACACACACAGAGAGAGAGAGAGAGAGAGAGAGAGAGAGAGGAUGGCUGGUAGGAUUUAGCCCCGGCAGCGUCUUUUCCCGUCCAACACAACAAGCUUAUUACCUUUCUCUCCACGCGCUUGGAAACGGAUUUACGCGCACGAAAAGGAGGAGUUUGGAGGACUAGUAGGAUGCUGAGUAUCUUUCCUCCUCGCCACUGUUCUCCACCCUGCUCUCCAUGACCUGAGAGCGCCACCACAGCGGGAGGAACGAAACAACAGAGAGAGAGAGAGGAAGAGGAGGGCAGAAGGCCAGGGAAGGAAGGAAGGAACACACUUUUUUUGUUGUUGUUGUUUGUUUUCCCUUUCGGAAAUGGCGGCAACGGAGGCCAAUGCGGCGCCGGUGGUCCAAGAAGAUGGGAAAACCCCCGAGAGCAAGCCGACAGAGGCCGAGCAACCAGCUAAAAACGCAAACUCAGAGACUGUCAACAGCGAAGUUGUCGAUAAAGAUGGCACCGCUGUCAACAACGAGGUUGUCGAUAACAAAGAGACUGUGAAUAAUGACACAGCAGCGGCGGCAGGAGGUGAGGAGGGAGAAGCAGCAGCAAGCGGGGAGGCAGCAGCUCCCCAGAGCUCAGAAAACACCUCCUCUGCUGAGCCCAAGACCUCAUUCCUGGACUCCUUCCUCAACAAGAGCGGUCUGGGGAAGGUGAUGGGAGGAAGGAAGAAGAAGGAGCAGAGCACAGCCUCUGGAGGAGAGGACAACGCAGCUGAAGGAGGGGAGAAAGAGGGAGAGAAAGGAGGUGAGGAGGCCGCAGCAGCUGAGGGAGGAGCAGAGGGAGGUGCAGAGGGCGAUGCAGCGAUAGAGAAAGCUCCAGAAAGCGGAGAGAAGGAGGAGGAGAAGAAAGCAGAGAAGAGCAAACCAGCGGAGGCUAAAUCCACAGUUCGAGAUCUGAUCAGGAAGCCAGUGGCGAGGAUCUUCUCUCAUCGCAGCACCGAGAAGAAGGACGGUGCUGCUGCAGAACCCCAGAAACAAGUAAAGGUUCGAUCUAAGUCCCUUGACCGGCUGGAAGAUCCAGAAGCACUUAACACCACUGCUGACUCAACCAUAGAGGAGGGAGGAGCAGCAGGAGGAGCAGAAGGAGGCGCAGAGGGAGGCGCAGAUGGAGAACAGAAAGCGUCGUCCUCCUCGGCAGCCACCAAGCACAUGAAACGCUGGCACUCCUUUAAGAAGCUCAUGGCUCAGAAGGCGCACAAGAAGAGUGGAGGAGGAGCAGAGGACGUAAAGGAAGAGGGGGCAGAGGGAGAAGGAGGCGGAGACUCCUCCACACUGGACUCCAAGGAGUCGGGACAGAAGAGGUGGAAGCUGAAACGCUCCUGGACCUUCCAGGGCCUGAAGAGGGACCCAUCCAUGGUCGGCAUCAGCGGCAAGGCCAAGGGCUCCGACAAAGACUCUGCUGACAACACGAAGCCAGAGGAGGCAGCAGCGGCGGGAGGAGCUGAGGAAGGAGAGGAGGCCAAGGCAGAGGGAGGAGCAGAGGAGGCCAAGACAGAGGGAGGGGAAGAGAAGGCUGAGGGAGGGGAAGAGGAGAAGGCAGCAACAGCAGGAGGUGGGACGGUGACGCAACACGCCAAUGAGAUCUGGACCUCCUUCAAGAAGCGAGUCAUCCCAAAGUCUAAACGCGCCAACACAGAGUGCGCCCCCAGCGGGGAGGAGGAUGCAGCUGCUGCCUCAGGUGAGGAUGGAGCAGCAGAGGAAGGCAAAGAUGGCAAGUCAGCCAAGGCCAAGCGCUCACAUUUUGGCCGUGCAGUUUCCCUGAAGAACUUCAUCCUGCGAAAGGGCAAGUCCACCAGUGUGGACAUGGGUGAGGGUGCCAAGGAGGAGGAGGAGGAGGAGGCUGCAGAGGGAGGAGAAGCAGCAGAGGAGGCAGCUGUCGACGGUGAAGUUGCCACAGCGACUGAGGAGACCAAUGACAAAGAUGCAGCGGAGGCUGAGAAGACGCCGGCAGCAGAGACCGGAGGGGAGGCCGCAAAGGAGGUGGAGAAGACGCCGGCUGAAGCUCCGGUGACCAACGGGGAGAAUGGCUGCUCCAACGGCACAGGGGAGGAGAAUGCCACACACAAUCACCAGGAGGAGGAGAAGACGACGGGGGGCAGCCCCGUGAAAAAGAGUAAGGAGGCAGGAGGAGCGAAAGAGGAUGCCAACGCCAAGAUCAUCAACGCCACGGCGGCCGUGAACAGCGACAAAAAGGCGGGAAACGUGUGAGGCCACACAAAGAGGAUUAGAACUGCCCGGGAUUCGCUGAGCAAGGAGCUCUGAGCCCCGUCCCCUACCCUAACUCCUCCUCCUCCUUCCUCCCCCUCCUCCUCCUCCUCUCUCCCUUCAUCCCUCCUCCUUCCUCCCGAGUAAACAGAGUAAUCACGUGUUAACAGAACGCCAUGGUGAGAAAGAGAGAGAGAGAGAUUGAGAGAAUGAGAACGAUGCAAUUCAUGUAGAUGAGAAGUGAAAAAUAAUAAUUCCUCAGAAAGCAAUAAUUCAAGCCCUUCUUUUCGUCCCCCCAUCCAUCCCUCCAUCCAUCAUCCCCUCCGUCUGACACAUGCAUACAUACAUACAUACAAACAUCCAGUGUUUUUAUUUUUUUCUUUGCUUGUCUGUGAGAUUUUAUAUUGUCUACGAGAGAAAA